AUAUUAAUUCUCCUUGUGGUUUCUCUUUUACAGAUUAAAGGAGCGAGGAUAUAUAUAUAUUUAUAUAUAUAAAGGCCGGUAGAGAGUACUCUCUCCCUUUCUCCCUGAUCUGUGGCUGGAAGAGCAAUAUUUGUGAAUAUAUGCAUGAAGCUUCUUUGAGUAGUACAAGGAAGAGAAGGGAACAAAUCUGAUCUCUAGGACUAGGAUCAAGAAGAAGGGGGAGAAACAAGCAAGCUGGCGACUAAUCCGUGGUGGGCUGGGCAGCUUGGCCUCCCCAGCGGGCCGGUUGCGGGCGGAGGAUCCGUCUCCGAUGAUCACACGCAGCCGGACAACAUGGGCCCCAAGGAGUCCGACUUCGGCGGCAGCAGCGGCGGCAACGAGGACGACAAAGACAACGACAGCGAACCGCGGGAGGGAGCGAUCGUGGCAGCCAAUCGCCGCCCUCGAGGCCGCCCUCCGGGGUCCAAGAACAAGCCGAAGCCGCCCAUCUUUGUGACCCGUGACAGCCCCAACGCGCUGCGCAGCCACCUGAUGGAGGUCGCCGCAGGGGCCGACGUGGCCGAGUCCCUCGCUCAGUUCGCGCGCCGCAAGCAGCGCGGCGUCUGCGUGCUCAGCGGCUCUGGGGCGGUCGCCAACGUCACGGUCCGUCAGCCCUCCGCGCCUGGGGCCCUCGUCGCGCUCCACGGUCGCUUUGAGAUCAUCUCCCUCACGGGGACCUUCCUCCCGGGACCGUCGCCGCCCGGGGCCACGGGGCUUACGGUGUACCUCGCCGGGGGGCAGGGGCAGGUGGUGGGCGGCAGCGUGGUGGGGCCUCUGAUGGCGGCGGGACCCGUUAUGGUGGUGUCCUCAACGUUCUCCAACGCCACCUAUGAGAGGUUACCUCUUGAGGACGGGGAGGAGAGUGGCGGCAUGGUGGCGGGGGACAUGGCACAGCUGAUGCCCCCGGGCGGAGGUGGCGGGCUGACAGAUCCAUCAGCGUUACCGAUCUAUAACUUGCCGCCGAACUUGGCGCACAACGGAGGCGGCGGCGGCCCUCAAAUGGGGCAGGAGCCCUUCGGAUGGGCUCAUCCCCGGGCACCAUUCUAGCUAAUCCAUCGCUCUACUGCCAUGCUUCAGUUAAUGGCUAUCAGCUCUUUAUCUCUCUAGAUAUGAUCUCUAAACUUCAAAGCUCUUCUUAUAAGUUUGCACUUCAUCUCUGCUUAUCUAUUCAGUUCUUUAGCUAGUGUAUGUAGCUGUCUCAAGCUCCAAUUAAUUUGAAACAUUAUGGGACUUCUAUUUCUCAUAAGCAUAUAUAUAUUUUGGGGACUUUAAUGAUAUAUAUACCUUGAU
Molecule: messenger RNA, 1329 nt
Organism: Zingiber officinale
Lineage: Eukaryota; Viridiplantae; Streptophyta; Magnoliopsida; Zingiberales; Zingiberaceae
Product: AT-hook motif nuclear-localized protein 19-like
Exons: 2
Coding region: 334-1086 (250 amino acids)
Cellular component (GO): nucleus
Molecular function (GO): minor groove of adenine-thymine-rich DNA binding; DNA-binding transcription factor activity
Source: RefSeq, a predicted model, not a curated record